AAAUUGCUAGAUUCUUUCUGCAUUUUUUUGGGCAUGGAUAGGGUAUCAGUUUUCUCUGGCAUUUGGGCUACCUUUUAGUGGUUGUGGGUGAGACUUUAAGUUUUUUAAACUCAUCAAAAUGGGUUUUGAAUUUAUCUUUUAAUUUGUAGGGAUAGUGUAGGCUUGAGAUGGAAAGAAUAUUUCCUUCCUGGUUAGAAUUUGAUGCUCUGAGAACUGUGGUUGUCUAUCUGAAUUACUGCACGUCUAUUUGCGAUAGGCUGAGGCAAGGCACAAUGUGUCCUAAGGCUGGAUUGUUUUCAUCAUCACCAUGUCCUCCCAUUUUCAAAUAUGUGAAAGGAAAUUAAUUACAAAUGCCCUGCCACAAUUCUUCAAUGUUCUUUCUAUGUUAAAAAGUCUGUAAUUUGCAUAGUAUAAACUGCUAGAUUAUUUUAUGGAAUCAACAUCUUGAUAGAAGUUAUUAAAUCUUAGGCUCAGAUUAUUAAAUCCUAGAACCAUCUACUGACAGGAAGAAUCAAGCAUAUCAUGCCCAAUCCAUUUUGCAUGAACAAAUCAAAUUUAACAUUUGAAUUCUAUUGUCUCGCAGAUAAAAGCCACCGACAAAAUUUUGAGGGAUGCAUGAAAGUACUUCAUGCUGUAGAAAUUGUUAUAAGGUGUGAUAAAGUACUUAGUUGGAAUUGACCAAAUCUCAAGUCCUUAAACUGGAUUAGGGGGGUUAAAAGUCAGAUACCUCCUAAGAAAAAAACAAAACUUGAUUACAGAGGACGUAGGUUCUCCAGGUAAAUUGGAAAUCAGAGGAUCUCCCAAAUCAGAGGAUCUCCCAAACCCAAGGCCUGGAGGUUAAAUACACUGUCUUUGAAUUCUAUUGCCUUGUAAAUGAAAGACUCGUACAAUAGUUUGCUGGAUAUAAGUACGUCCUGCUACAAAAUUUGUUUUAAGGCGUGAUAAAGUGCUUGAAAAUGU
This is a messenger RNA of Rubroshorea leprosula, 960 nucleotides long. NCBI's taxonomy places the organism in Eukaryota, Viridiplantae, Streptophyta, Magnoliopsida, Malvales, Dipterocarpaceae. The record is from the annotation of a GenBank genome assembly.